Molecule: messenger RNA, 177 nt
Organism: Brugia malayi
Lineage: Eukaryota; Metazoa; Nematoda; Chromadorea; Rhabditida; Onchocercidae
Exons: 1
Coding region: 1-177 (58 amino acids)
Source: RefSeq, a predicted model, not a curated record
AUGCCAAUUACCGGAUGCAUACACACACACACACACACAUACAUACACAUACACACACACACACACACACAUAUACAUACAAACAUACGUACAUACACACAGACAGACACAUGCAAUCAUAUAAAACUUUUCGGAAUUUCAUUGCUUAUUGGUAUAAAAGGGAAAGGACGUUUCUAA